AUGUCUGCGCGAGCUCUGAACGCGAUAUUGCCCCAGAUUCCAACCGCGCCAUACGAAGCACACCAGAAGGCUCGUACGUUCGCGUCGCGCUAUGUCAAAUCAAACCAAUACGACACUGCGAUCGAUGUUCUCUUUCAGAGUGCCAGAGAAUUAUUCAAGAACGGGCAGGCAGGAAGUGGCACUGAUCUAGCUGGGUUCCUUCUGGACGUGUACGAGGCAAAAGGAGAGGAGGUAAGCGAGGAGAGCAAAGGAAGGCUCACGCAGUUGAUUGCCCUCGCCGGUCCUUCUGGAGGCUGGCGAAAGACCACAAUCGAUAAGUCAUUAGCAUGGUCAGCUAAGCACGGAACAUGCCCAGCUGGAGAUCCUGAUUUACAACAUUACGUUGGGGAGCUCCUUUACAGAGAGGGAUCGUUCGAAAAUGCUGAGUCGCAUUUUCUCUCUUCCGGCAAACGGGACAGUGCUCGCCUUCUGGCAGAGAUGUUUAUCCAAUGGGCUAUACCUGAGAAUGCCUUUGGCGUUUUUGCACUGAGGGGCACCAUACCAUAUCUGAUAAACGGGAAUGUACUAGCUGCGAAGACCUUCAUCAAACACUAUACCGCAGCACUUCCUGCUUCAGCGAAAUUGGAAUCAGAUUCAACAAUAGCAGUUGGAGACAAGGAUGAAGUAUUUAUGACGAAGGAUUCUCUUGUCAAUUUCUGUCAAAUGGCGGUGUUGACGUGCCAACGUGCUCAAGGCGACCAGAAUAAGGUGAUGAGGGAAAGUUGGGUACGGCUCUGUGGCACUUAUCAAGGGAAAGUCGGGCUGCUGGCGACGCCAGAGAUGCGAAGAUAUCUGAACGAAAUUGCUACUUUGUUCUUCGCGAUUCCGCCACCUCGGAAUCAAGCUGCGAACCCAUUCGGCGAGAUGAUGUCCUCUCUAUUCGGCGGUCCUACGCAGGGCCCACCCUCUCGGAGAGCGCUUGCUCCUGCCAAUGCAGGAUUAGACUAG
This is a messenger RNA of Cyclocybe aegerita, 987 nucleotides long. The record is from the annotation of a GenBank genome assembly. NCBI's taxonomy places the organism in Eukaryota, Fungi, Basidiomycota, Agaricomycetes, Agaricales, Hemipholiotaceae.